This is a messenger RNA of Chanos chanos (milkfish), 1652 nucleotides long. Its product is annotated as bactericidal permeability-increasing protein-like. Lineage: Eukaryota; Metazoa; Chordata; Actinopteri; Gonorynchiformes; Chanidae. Gene Ontology annotation, molecular function: lipid binding. The transcript is spliced from 16 exons. The record is from RefSeq and is a predicted model, not a curated record.
CUACACUGCUAAAUGACAAGCCACAGCUCUGCCGCUCAGAGAGAGGAGAGAGUGUACAGCAUUUCCCCGCAGUAACUACAGGACACUGUGGAUAUGGCGUGUCUGUGGUGUGUGCUGGUCCUACUGACACUGCUCCCUGCCUCACAGAGCACAGACGCAGGGGUCAAAGUCAGACUAACACAAAAAGCACUGGAGUAUGGCCGACAGAUUGGGAUUAAUGUUUUGCAACAAAAACUCAAAACCAUUAAGGUGCCUGACGUUUCUGGCUCUGAGCAUGUGCCUCCCAUUGGAAAAGUCCAAUACAGUUUGACUGGGAUGCAUAUAGUGAGUGUUGGGUUGCCCCAGUCUGCUGUGGGGCUGGUGCCUGGCACUGCUGUCAGUUUUUCCAUUGGAAAUGCCUUCAUCAACAUGCACGGCAACUGGAGAGUCAAAUACUUAAAGUUCAUAAAGGACAGUGGCUCUUUCGACCUGAGUGUGAACGACUUGACCAUCACCACUAGCAUUGCCAUUCGGAGUGAUGAGACUGGACGCCCAUCUGUCAGUAGUGCCAGUUGUUCAGCAACUGUGGGCAGUGCUAAAAUCAAGUUCCACGGUGGGGCCAGCUGGUUAUACAACCUCUUCACUUCCUUUAUUGAUAAGGCCCUACGCAAAACCAUGGAGAAACAGAUCUGCCCCUUGGUGGCUGAGACAAUUGAAGAUAUGAACUCCCAUCUGAAAACAUGAAAUGUUCUGGCUAAAGUGGACAAGUAUGCAGAAAUUGAGUACUCAAUGGUGGCAUCUCCUGUUAUCUCAAAAGAAUCCAUUGAUCUAAGUUUAAAGGGGGAGUUUUAUAAUAUUGGUCAGCAUCGAGAGCCUCCAUUCUCCCCGACAGCUUUUUCACUGCCCCCUCAGGACAGCAGUAUGCUCUACAUUGGUUUGUCUGCUUUCACUGUCAACUCAGCAGCCUUUGUGUAUCACACUGCUGGAGCCCUUAGCUUGUACAUCACAGAUGACAUGAUUCCACCCAACAUUCCCAUUCGACUGAGCACCAGAACAUUCGGAGCAUUUAUUCCACAGAUUGCCAAAAUGUACCCUGGUUUGAUGAUGAAGCUGCUCGUGAAAACAGCAAACGUGCCCAUCAUCACCUUUCAGCCCAACAAUGUGACAGUGCAGGCCAGCAGUACAGUCACAGCCUAUGCCAUUCAGCCCAAUGCUACACUCUCUCCUCUAUUUGUACUCAACCUGGAUGCCAGUGUCAGUGCUCGCAUUUAUGUGACCGGUCUGAAAGUGGCUGGAUCUGUGACUCUAAACAGCAUUGACAUGACCUUAGGAACAAGCUAUGUGGGACCAUUCCAGGUGAAAUCACUUGACAACAUUUUUAUGAUGGUCCUGAAAAUGGCAGUUCUACCCAAGGUUAACGCUUACCUAGGGAAAGGUUAUCCUUUGCCCUCUAUCGGAAAAAUGAAUCUGAUCAACGCUGAGCUCCAGGUGCUGAAGGACUACACACUGAUUGGGACGGACUUAAAAUUCACUGGAUGAGGCUCAUCUGAGGUCAUUCCACUACAACAUGCCUAAGAUCAAUGCUCACAAAUCAGCCAAUUAAACAUUAGCUAAGGCAUUCUCACUGUGAGGGCCAAUUAGUAAAUAAUCAGCCAUGCACUUUUAAACUCUUU